Molecule: messenger RNA, 2787 nt
Organism: Ochlerotatus camptorhynchus
Lineage: Eukaryota; Metazoa; Arthropoda; Insecta; Diptera; Culicidae
Gene: Tak1
Product: TGF-beta activated kinase 1
Exons: 8
Coding region: 316-2478 (720 amino acids)
Biological process (GO): JNK cascade; positive regulation of canonical NF-kappaB signal transduction; protein phosphorylation
Molecular function (GO): magnesium ion binding; ATP binding; MAP kinase kinase kinase activity
Source: RefSeq, a predicted model, not a curated record
AAAAGCCAGCAAAACGUCAAGUCAAACGUAAAAAUUCUUCUGGUGUGCCGUUUCCAAUAAAUUUUUGUUAUUGUAAAUAAUGAAUUUUAUUCCGUUUUGACGCGUUAUUCUACCGUGGUUCCUAGCAGAAAUAAUUGCAACCAUAGAUUUAAGGUGCAUUGUGUGGAUAUUUAUCAUCAAUUAGUGUCAUUUCGCGUUUUAGCUUUAAGCAAUUUGGCUUGAUUUGUACAAUCAUUAUUAUCAACACAGUAUCUAGUCAAACUUAUCCGGCUCUUGGUAAAUCACUUCUCCGGUUCCUGAUUCCUGCUUCAUCCUAUGGCAGCGCAAAGGCAAAGCAUGACCGAUUCACUGCCUUCGUUUGUGACUGAAAUUGAUAUCAAUGAAAUAGAAACUAUCGGGACAGUAGGAAAAGGAUCCUUCGGAAUUGUCAUCAAAGCCAAAUGGAAGAACAAUUUUGUUGCCGUAAAGUACAUUGAAGUCGAAGCGGAUCGUGAUGCAUUUAUCACUGAAGUGUGCCAGCUUUCCCGGGUUGCUCACCCGAACAUCAUCGGACUGUACGGAGCUUGCACGAAGCGCCCAACUGUUUGCCUGGUGAUGGAGUAUGCCGAUGGCGGAUCCUUACAUACGGCCUUGCACUGUCGGCCAAAGCCUUUCUAUACGGCCGCCCAUGCCAUGAGCUGGGCGAGACAGUGUGCGGAGGGUGUGGCAUACCUGCACGACAUGGCUCCGAAGGCUAUGAUACAUCGAGAUUUAAAACCACCCAAUCUGUUGCUAGUCCGAAAUGGCACAGUGCUCAAAAUCUGCGAUUUCGGUACCGUGACAGACAAGUCAACAAGAAUGACCAACAACAAGGGCAGUGCCGCUUGGAUGGCACCGGAGGUGUUUGAAGGAUCUACCUACACGGAAAAAUGCGAUGUGUUCAGUUGGGGCAUCAUCCUGUGGGAAGUUAUUGCCCGGGAGCAACCGUUCAAGAGCAUGGAAAAUCCAUACGCCAUCAUGUGGAAAGUGCAUCAGGGCAGUCGACCACCGUUAAUCGAGGGCUGCCCCAAGCCUCUCGAGGAACUGAUGAUAAACUGCUGGACUCAGAAUCCUGCCAACAGGCCGUCGAUGCAGGAAGUAGUCGAUAAGAUGAACCAACUGUGCAAAUUCUUUCCGGGAGAAUUUGAACCAAUUGUGUAUCCUAAUGAAGAUGAUGAUGAUGAUAAGGCAUCUUCAUACUCCCGUGAAGACAGCACCCUGGACACAAACCAGUAUGGUACAGGUUCGAACAUCAGUUCACUAUACUACGGCAAAACGCAUGGCACGAUAACGUCCCAUAACACCAUCAACACCAAUACACCGAUAGCGGCAAGCGGCAGCAAUGUUUCACGCUUUUCCGGUUACCGCACGAAUGACUACCGUAGCCCGGCUAGGAACGCUUACACGAGAGGGUCGGAUUACGGAAGGUAUCAAAUAAAUGAUACCGUUAGCAGUAACCAUUAUACUAGAAGCUCUCGUCCAUCGAUGGGUGGGUACGGUAGUUCCGAUUUAAAUUUUCGGAACUCUUCGCUGCGAAGGAAUCGGGGCAGGUCGCCUCCGUCACAUAUAGCAGAAAUGAGCAAUGACGCUUCUCCAGUGCCUAGUCGUUUGAACAAUCAAUUGAGUUUAUCCAUAGAUCCGUCUAUGACGUGGAAAGAUAUCAAUACCGGAGAGGCUUUACGAGAUUUAGUUGACAAUUCAUCAAACAAUCAAGGCACAGAAAGACUGGUCGUUACCAGAAGAAGCAAUGUACCAAUCGAUAACAACCUGCCGUGUACGACGGCGGCAUCCAGUGCGAUAGCGCCCAGCAAGCUAAAUGCCGGAUCUGGCAACUUUAGUACUACUAGUCAUAUGACAAAUACCUCCGGUGGCAUCAACGUGAACAGCAUCGACGCUGUGGCUGGUACAGCACGAUCUGUAUCAACAGCCACUAGCACGGAAGCCGCUCUGGACUACAAGUCUCUAAACAGCAUUUUGGACGACAAUUUGCGACCGUUAACGCCAAUCGCUGGCAAUUCUAGGUCAGAGCAGAUUCACGAUGAGCACAAAAAGCUCGUGCAGGAGUAUUGGGAGAUCCAAACACAAAUUGUUACUAGUCAAGCUCUACGUGAUAACCUACAAGCUAACAUGCCAGCGGAAGAACUGCGAUUGAAGAAAGAGUACUUAAAAAAGUUAGAGGAGAAGGAAGCGCUAAUAAAGUUUAAAGCCACCCUGCAACAGCAGCUGGACGAACGGAGGCGAAUGGCUUGUAGCGCGCAGGUGCAUACGUCUCCUGCGGUUCACAUUCAGCAGAACCAGAAUCAACAAUCGGUGCCACCUCCCAUGGCAGGUUCACCGAAUAGGUCCCAAGCUCAGAGACAAGAUUCAGCCACAGAUUCAACUUGGGUGUUGGUGAACCGAACCGAACUUGACCAAGUCCAGGCGGCGGAACAAGGGGCCGGUGGAAAUAAUCCUAGUUGAAAAUUUGCGAGCGACCAAUAGUGCUCGGAAAGCUCCAAACUUGUGAUCAAUACUGUGUACACGACCAGUGGUAUGCUGCCUUGCUGCAGCAUAAUGCUGUUCGAAAAGACGAGUGCCAAAAAUAAGAGGGAAUAUUUUUUUUCCAUUCUAUUCGAAACGAAUUCAAACCUUAGUGAUGUUGAACAUACAGUAUGUUGCGUAUUUUAUCUAUAUCAACAAUGAUACCAUUUGUAUAGACAGUAGGUUGAACGACAAUUGAUUUAUUUUAUAAUAGAAUAAGAUCGUGUAAUAAAUCGUAUUGCAUCGAAA